This is a messenger RNA of Radiomyces spectabilis, 2112 nucleotides long. RefSeq lists its product as uncharacterized. Gene Ontology annotation, cellular component: chromosome; nucleolus. The transcript has 8 exons. NCBI's taxonomy places the organism in Eukaryota, Fungi, Mucoromycota, Mucoromycetes, Mucorales, Radiomycetaceae. Bases 1 to 2112 code for a protein of 703 amino acids. Gene Ontology annotation, molecular function: DNA topoisomerase type I (single strand cut, ATP-independent) activity; DNA binding. Gene Ontology annotation, biological process: DNA topological change; chromosome segregation; DNA replication. The record is from RefSeq and is a predicted model, not a curated record.
AUGGACAUCGAUGAGAAAGUGAAGAAGAAUUUGAAAAAGCGCGCCAUGGGAAAAGAGUCUGAAUCGGUUUCAUCACCCAAGCGAUCCAAAGCCAAUGAUGGCGCCGUAGCAACCAAAGAAGCCAAGCCCAAAAAGAAAACCAAGGAGGAGGAAGAAGAAAUUUAUAAAUGGUGGGAAGAGGAACGUCAAAGAGACGAAGAAGCCGAUGGUACAAUUAAAUGGACGCAAUUGGAACACAACGGUGUAUUAUUUCCUCCGGAAUACGUUCCUCACGGUGUCAAGAUGAGGUAUAAUGGUAAACCAAUUACUCUCACACCCGAGGCCGAAGAAGUCGCCAGUUUCUUUGCCGCACUUUUGGAGACAGAUCAUGCCAAAAAUCCAACCUUCCAAAAGAACUUUUUCAAUGAUUGGAAAGAAGUUUUGAAACAAGAUCCUCGUAAUCCUCAAAUCACUGAUUUUGAUAAAUGCGACUUCCGUCCAAUUUGGGAGAAAUUCGAAGCCGACAAAGAAAAGAAGAAGCAAAUGACCAAGGAAGAGAAACUGCAAAAGAAAGAGGAGAGAACCAAGAUGGAGGAACCGUUCCUUUAUGCUGUGGUGGAUGGCAGAAAAGAAAAGGUCGGCAACUUCAGAAUCGAACCUCCAGGUCUCUUCCGUGGCCGUGGCGACCAUCCAAAGACUGGAAAGUUAAAAAAACGAGUGAUGCCUGAACAAGUCACGUUGAAUAUCGAUGAGCAUGCCAAAAUACCCGAUCCUCCAGCUGGUCAUAAGUGGGGUGGCAUUGUUCAUGAUCAGACAGCGACAUGGCUUGCUACCUGGAAGGAAAAUGUCAAUGGAUCCUUCAAGUAUGUGUUUUUGGCGGCCUCUUCAUCUUGGAAGGGCCAGAGCGAUAUGCAGAAAUUCGAGAAAGCACGCGAGUUAAAGAAUCAUGUUGGAAAAAUACGCGCGAAUUACACUGCCGAUUUGAAGGACAAACUGAGCGAAACACGACAGCGCGCUACGGCCAUGUAUCUAAUUGAUCGACUGGCUCUCAGAGCCGGCAAUGAGAAGGGCGAUGAUGAGGCCGAUACGGUCGGUUGCUGUUCGCUGAGAUAUGAACACGUUGAACUUGAACCGCCGAAUACCUUACACUUUGAUUUCCUCGGUAAAGAUUCUAUUCGUUAUCAGAACUCGGUGGAGGUGGAGCCACAGGUCUUUAAGAAUAUCAAAAUCUUCAAAAACCAAGUCGGACCUGGUCAUAUGAUCUUUGAUCGCUUGACGACUACAGGACUGAAUAAGCAUUUGAAUAACUGUAUGAAAGGACUGUCGGCCAAGGUUUUUCGUACUUACAACGCUUCGCAUACAUUCCAACAACAAUUGGAUAAACUGACCAAUCCGAAAGACACACUGCCGGACAAGAUGCUGUCGUUCAACCGUGCUAAUAGAGAAGUCGCCGUUCUUUGUAACCAUCAACGUACCGCCUCAAAGACCCAUGUUCAGCAAAUGGCUAAAAUGCAGAACAAGAUUCGAGCACUGAAAUAUCAAAGAAUGAGACUUCGCAAACAGCUUUUCCAAAUGGAACCGGGAAUGAAGAAGAAGAGACCUGACUUGAAGCAGGAUGAAUCAGAUCUGGAAGAUGACUGGAUUGUUGAGCAUGAAAAUGAUCUGAUUGAGAAGGAACGAGAAAAGAUCAAGACCAAGUUUGAAAAACAAAACGAGAAACUGGCUGCUGAGGGUGGAAAACCGCUACCGCAAUCUGAUCUGAAAGACAAGUUGAAAGCUGUAGACGAAAUGGAGGCGCGACUAAAGAAGGAACGGAAAACUGGUGCGAUCACCCCCAAACCCAACAUGACGGUCGACAAGAUUCUUACGCAGAUCGAAAAAAUGGAUCAACGAAUCAAUGCGGCAAAGAUCCAAGCAACGGACAAGGAGGAAAAUAAGGAAAUUGCGCUAGGUACAUCCAAGAUGAAUUAUAUUGAUCCUAGAAUCAGUGUUGCAUGGUGUAAGAAGAAUGAUGUACCUCUGGAAAAGGUGUUCAGUAAAACAUUGCUGGAAAAGUUCAGAUGGGCACAAACGGUGGAUGCCAAAUGGGUAAGAUCUAAAGAUUUACUAAUGCCAAUGGAAUGGGGAUAUUAA